CGCAGCCCCCCAGCCCAGCCUCAUCCCGCUGCCUCCCGCAGCUCCGCCGUGAUCCUGGGGUUUCAUUUCCCUCACACAGCAGCUCCGAGCUGGGCUCAGCGCUGGCGCAAUGAGAACUACGAGAGGCCCGUGGACCUGGAGGGCUCCGGGGACGAUGAUCCCUUUGGAGAAGAUGAGCUGGACGACAUCUACUCUGGCUCUGGCUCGGGGUAUUUCGAGCCGGAACUGGGGCUGGACACGGCCGUGAGCCUGACCACGGACACACUGGUGACACUGCCCACCACAGCGGCCGUGCUGCCUGUCACCGCCGCCCAGCCCGUGGCAACGCCCCUGGAGCCGUCCCCCACUCCCCAGGACACNGCCACCACGCGGGCCACCACCCUGGAGACCCCCACCACGCCCGUCCCUGACACCAGCACCCCGACAGAGGUGGCCACGUCACGCCUUGUCCCCAGCAGCACGGCCAAGCCCAGGGCUCUGCCAAAGCCCAGCACCUCCAGGACUGCAGAGCUCCCCGAGAAAAGCACGGCCUUGCCGCCCGUGGCCACCACGCUGCCGCCCACCGAGGCCCCCCAGAUGGAGCCAGGGGAGGUGACAGCAGUCCCUGAGAAUGAGCUGGAGGUGCCGGCCAGCAGCGGCCCCAGUGGGGACUUUGAGAUCCGGGAGGAGGAGGAGACGACUCGUCCCGACCUCAGGAACGAGGUGAUGGCUGUGGUGACGCCGCCGGCAGGGCCGGGGCCCGGCAGGAAUGUGGAGACGGGGCUGAUGGACAACACGAUAGACUCGGGCAACUCGGCUGCUCAGCUGCCCCAGAAGAACAUCCUGGAGAGGAAGGAGGUGUUGAUAGCGGUGAUCGUGGGGGGCGUGGUGGGCGCCCUUUUCGCCGCCUUCCUGGUGAUGCUGCUCAUCUACCGCAUGAAGAAGAAGGACGAGGGCAGCUACACCCUGGAGGAGCCCAAGCAGGCCAACGUCACCUACCAGAAGCCCGACAAGCAGGAGGAGUUCUAUGCGUAGACGGAGAGCCCAGAGUGCCUCACGCUUCCUCCCUCCCCACUUCCCCGCUCCAAACCCUCCCCCUCCUCCCCUCCAUCCAGUCUCUCUCUUUUUCCCUCCCCCCCUCACUUUUUUUGGGAUCAGACUGUGAAUUCACAAAGCAAAACCCGCAGCGGCUGAAGGAGGAAACGCGUCCUUGGCCUGGGGAGCGGCGCCGAGGUCGCAGCGAGCACCGCUGGCCUUUCUGCUGGCGGGAGGGACGGGACACGGAGCCCAUGCCAAGGAGCCCAUGCCAGGGCAGCCAGGAAUUCUCCAGGAAUUCUCCAGGAAUGCCCUGGAGAGCACAGGAUGGGCUGCCCACGGCGCCUGGAGCUCGACAGGACUUUUCCCACCACCACCACCACAAACUCUGGGAUCCGGACACCUCCUGCCAGCCCUGGGGCACAGGGAGAUUCCUUUGGA
Molecule: messenger RNA, 1455 nt
Organism: Cyanistes caeruleus (blue tit)
Lineage: Eukaryota; Metazoa; Chordata; Aves; Passeriformes; Paridae
Source: RefSeq, a predicted model, not a curated record